AUGGCGGCCUCUAGAUUCAAAACAUCUCAGUAUUCCAGUGGACAGUUCGUUGAGAGCGCUGGCGCAGUGCUCUUUGACUUCUCUCAGAAGGAAGCAAGGACUGGCGAAUGGUUGCUUUCAAAAGGACGUCGGAAUUGCGGCGAGCCCCGGCAAGACGCUGCUUUGCGAGAGGUACGGGAAGAGGCAGGAUACCAAUGCCACCUCUACCCUGUGUCCAUGCCAACUCGUGCACCGGCAGUAACUGAUGCCAAUGAUACCCCUGAUCAAUUACGGGUCCACCCUGGCUUAACGGAGCCCUUUAUGUUGUCUAUUCGUGAGAUAGGGGAUUCAAAUAUUAAGCUUAUUUGGUGGUAUAUUGCAGAACUGGAGGAGAAUGUGUUAAAGAUGGAUGGUGAGGGGGACUUUAUGGCGGAGUUUCUCGAUUGUGACGAGGCUAUGCGGCGAUUGACGUUUCAGGGUGAUAAGGAUGUUCUAGCCAAAGCAGUUUCUCUUGUGAAAGGCCCUUGA
This is a messenger RNA of Microsporum canis CBS 113480, 507 nucleotides long. RefSeq lists its product as hypothetical. The record is from RefSeq and is a predicted model, not a curated record. The coding region runs from base 1 to 507 and encodes 168 amino acids. The transcript has 2 exons. Lineage: Eukaryota; Fungi; Ascomycota; Eurotiomycetes; Onygenales; Arthrodermataceae. Gene Ontology annotation, molecular function: bis(5'-nucleosyl)-tetraphosphatase (asymmetrical) activity. Gene Ontology annotation, biological process: ATP biosynthetic process; AMP biosynthetic process.